Ogataea philodendri is the source of this 867-nucleotide messenger RNA. RefSeq lists its product as uncharacterized. The transcript has a single exon. The record is from RefSeq and is a predicted model, not a curated record. Gene Ontology annotation, molecular function: rRNA small subunit aminocarboxypropyltransferase activity. Gene Ontology annotation, biological process: maturation of SSU-rRNA. NCBI's taxonomy places the organism in Eukaryota, Fungi, Ascomycota, Pichiomycetes, Pichiales, Pichiaceae. The coding region runs from base 1 to 867 and encodes 288 amino acids.
AUGGCAAAGGGAAAGAACAAAGAAAGAGACACCUCUUCGAAGGUAUCCAGCAGCCAGAAAAGGCCACAGAGACGAAAAUAUCAAGAAACCAAACAUUCUGCAGCAUACGGAGAUCACAAGUUUCCAACGAAACUUGCAAUGUGGGAUUUCGAACACUGUGAUCCAAAGAGAUGUAGUGGAAAAAAAUUAGAAAGAUUGGGAUUGAUCAGAAGUCUUCGCAUAGGACAGAAAUUUCAGGGUAUUGUGGUUACUCCGAACGCAACAGUGGUCGUAUGCCCAAAUGAUAAGCAUUUAGUUGAUGAGUUAGGUGUCGCAGUGGUUGAGUGCUCGUGGGCCAGACUUCAGGAAAUUCCUUUUGGGAAAAUAGGAGGCAGAAACGAAAGGCUUUUACCGUACUUGAUUGCUGCAAAUCCAGUUAACUACGGGCGCCCAAUGAGACUCAACUGUGCAGAAGCGAUAGCAGCUUGUUUUGCCAUCGUAGGAAGAAUUGACUGGGCUAAAGAGCUACUACAGCAUUUCUCAUAUGGGCCGGCAUUUUUAUCUAUCAACAAAGACUUAUUCGAAUUAUACCAAAAGGGUUCGGACUCAGAUUCUAUACUGGCAAUUGAAAAACAAUAUUUAGCUGCAAUGGAGAAAGAGAAGGAGAUUCGCAAAGCAUCCAAACCUGCAAUGGACAUAUGGUCGAUGGAAAAUCCAAAUCGAAAAGAGGAAGAGGAAGAGGCAGAGGAAGAGGAAGAGGCAGAGGCAGAGGCAGAGGCAGAGGAAGAGGAAGAGGAAGAGGAAGAGGAAGAGGAAGAGGAAGAGGAAGAGGAAGAGGAAGAAGAUCAUACGCUAAAUGAAACGAUCCGCGACCUACGUGUGUAUUAG